AAUGUGGCUUCUCAUUUGCUGCAUUUUAUUCUUCGUAACGGCAUCAUCAAAUGUAGAAUUGGGAGUUUAGUGUGUAAAAACAUUGCUGUUGGGACCCCAUUGAAUUUGACUUGCAAUAUAAAUUGGUCAGUAGCUGAACUACUCCCAACGCCGUACAGAGAGGAAGAUGGUGAUCUUGAUUAUUUGAGUUUUAACGUCAAUAAAACUCAAGUAGAAAAAAAAUUUAUCACGAUACUUAACAGUUCAGCCAUUGAAUUGUACAUCCCUGAGAUGAAGGAGCCGACUUUUGUGAAGUAUGUUUGCGUUCUAUUGAAUAAGCAUAAGAAAAGUAAAAAGGACAAUGAUAUUGGGGUCAGCUAUUCUGAUGUUCAUGUUGGCUAUGCCCCGAAGAAAGUAAGGAACUUCCGAUGCAUCUCCUACAAUUGGGAAACACUCAAUUGUACCUUUGACAAGGAUGUAAAUUAUAUUUUUACAAAUUAUCAAGUUACUAUUGGUCCAGUUCUAACAACACGAAGGCAUCAAUUGGAAAUUAAUCCAAAUGACAACAAUACAUCCUUUACGUUUCAAAUGCCGGAAUAUACGGCAGUUUAUGAGAUAUAUUCAUUUGAUUUUGAUAUUAGCAAUAUUAUUGGGCAUGUGUCACAGAGUAUUUAUGUUAAUACGUUUGAAUGCAUCAAACCUGAUCCACCGCUAUCAAUGAAUGUAACCCUCAGAGAGCCAAAACGUGUGACAAUUACGUGGAAAUUGCACUAUCAUAUGAAGGCCUUUGAGAGGGGUUUCAUUCAUGAAGGUGAAAUUUUUCAAUCGCCAAAUUCACACGGGCAGUCGCUUGAUAUGUCCAAAUUGAAGAAUACAACACGUGUGGAUUAUUCAUUGACCAUCGAUGGAUUGUACGCUCAUACAUGGUAUGACAUUCGGAUUCGUGUGAGAGUACCAAAUGCCGAUCGCGAAGAACUCUGGUCAAAUUACACUGAUUUCCAAUUUCAAACACACCCCAAAAUACCCGAUCGUCCCCCAAGAGUGGAUAUUGGGAGUUUCUACGUGAAUGAUCACAAUGAUAUAGUGUUGUAUUGGGAACAGCUACCGCUUGAGGAGCAAAAUGGCAAUAAUUCGCAUUAUGUUGUGAGUGAAGUACGGAAUGCACAUAAUAUGGUGAUUGAGAGGCGUCCAACUGAGAUUAAUAACAUCAUGGCGAAAUUUGUGAAUAUGCCAUCGGGAAAUUUAACAUUUACAAUACAUAGUGCAAAUUCCCAGGGGCAAUCAAUUGGGGGGAGCACAAUUCAUGUACCGGCACGAAAUAAGCGCUUCCCACCGCCGACACAGCUCAAGAAGUACAGUAUUGAUUCGAAGUAUAAGCUGACGUGGGCCCCGCCAACAAGACGACAAAAUGAGCUUGUCAGCUACACCGUAUUCUGGUGUGAAUCCAAAACGAAUUAUCCCAGUGAAUGUGAUGGUCCCAUGUCCUUUACAACAGUCGACAGUACACAGCAUGAGUAUGAAUUGAAUAAUACAAAGGGAUUUAAUAUUGCGCUCUCGGCAAAUUCAUGGGAUUCCAGUUCUGGAUUAAUUUGGUCCAUGUGCACAGCAUCCAAGAGUGACGAAAUUGGCAAACUCAAUCCUGUUUGGGUAUCAAAAAUGGAUGCCACUUACAUGGAAAUUCAGUGGCGACUGGAGUGUAUGGAUACCCCCAUUGUUGUGGGUUACACCCUCACAUAUUGCCCUAUAACUGCCCCGAAGAAUCUCACGUGUAAGCCCGGUAUGGAGGUUGUGAAGAAUAUUACGGGAACAACGCAGUACAACAUCACAGGAUUGACACCCUAUACGACCUAUAAAACAACAAUUGCGAUGUUCUCAAAGACAAGAACAGGCGUACCGAGUGAUCCACUUGUCAACACAACCCUCGAAGCAGCUCCAACUCCACCGAGAGAUAUCCGAAUAACACACGUGAGCAAUACAUCGGUGACAAUCACGUGGAAAGCCCCAGAGAGGAUUAAUGGCUUUUUGAAGAAUUACAUUGUUUGGUGCAAUAGUUCGAGCUUUCAAGUCUUUGAUGGGAUCAAAGAGAACACAACGCUGCAGUAUAAAAUAGAAAAGCUCCAGACUUACAGCUACUAUGAGAUUGUCGUUGUUGCAUGCACCAUCAGCUGUUCAAAUAAGAGUGAAACCCUCACGGUGCGAACGGAAAUGGGAGUUCCCGAUCAAGUAACUUCAAUGCUAAAAGUACGUCAUGGUGACUACACUCUCUUCUCGUGGGAUCGUCCCCGGCAUGUUGGUGGGAAUUUGGAUUACUACGAAGUCUUCGUGAAGAUCACUGAGACGGGCAAUAUAACGGUCAAUCGGACAAUUCUCCUCAAUGGGACACAAUGUUGGAUAAAUCGUGCAUGUGACAAGAACUGGGCGGAGAUAGAGCUACUUCUGAGUGCUGUGAAUGUCGUCCGGAGUCCCCAUGAGCGCCUCGAAGAGGGUAGUGGUGAGAGGGAUGUGCUAAAUAUCUCCGAUGGGCCACGUGCACUGACUUUCCACAAUGAUGACCUUCCGGCGGAAAUUCGGAUGUACCCAUCGUGCACGCGUGAGAGUUUUGAGCACUAUCAAUUGGUGAAGUGGAAGAAGUCCGAUGAGCAUUCAACAUUCCUCAAGAGUAGCUCAAUUCCACUCUUCAACAAUAACUGCGGACUAAGCUCCAGCAGUCCACUCCUCUACAUUUUUAUCAUCUUCGUGGGACUCAUUGGAAUGGUGACGGCUGUACUGUUUCUGUACAAGAAGUGCAAGACAAUGAGUGACAUCAAAGUGGUACUUCCGGAUGCGUUGAAUGACAUUAAUAAAGAUUCAAAAUGCCCCAAAAUGGGUGAAAUGAUCGAUGGGGGUGUACUGCGGAAUGUUCAGAUACAUCGUGGGGAGAUGCGUGUGCAGCAGGAUGAGCAGGAGAGGAGUCUCCUGAGGAAUCAUAUGGAGUCAAGUAGUAGUAGUACAACGAGUAGUACGGCAAAUGUGGACAACCAGAGUCAGUGUGAAUCUCACGAUGGACCUCCGGAGGAGAUGAUGGACUCCAUGGAGGAGCAUCAGCAUCAUCAACCCGAGGAGGAUGAGGAUAAGCAUUCAGUUGAAUCUCAACCGGAGGAUCCGGCUCAGGAGAUCUCCUUUGAUGUGCUGCAGCCAGAAAAAUUGGACGAAAUUAUGAUUCGUCCACAAAUUGAGCCACAGCAAACGCAUCAAGUUGCUCUCUGUCCGGGAGUCAAUCAAUACGUCCACUUUGCUAAGCCCUCACAGGGUUAUACGCAACUGGCAUCCCUUAAGGUGCCCAUUAAAACGCCCAUGGCGGCUGAGACUGAUGAAACGGGAAUUUCAGGAUACGUUACACGAAAACAACUUGCUGAUUUUGGGCAACGUAUGUAAAGUGAAAAAAAAAGUGAAAGGAUUUGAAAGUGAAAGAAGUUUUAUAAAAGAAAAAUGAGAUUGAGAGAAUAAUCCACCCACACAGCUCAACAAUUUUUUUUUUGGAUAUUUUACAGAUAAAAUAAUGAGCUGGGAGAUUAGACUCGUGACAUAUUUUAGAGCAGUAAAAUUAAACAAUAUUUUUUUUUUUAAUUUAUUAAGCAAAAAGAAAAGAAAUUAAUUUCUUUUAAAAGUGAAAAAAUAAAUCCCAGAGAUUUAUUUUGAGAGGUUAAUUGAAUCUCAUUACAGUAUAUAUAAAUAAAAUAAAAUAAUUAUUAGAUUUAGUAAAAAAAAAGUAAAUUAUGUGAGAGAAGAAAAAAGUGUAUUUGUAUAGUUAAAUGAAGUUAAGACUAUAAAUGUGAAAAGAAACUUUUUCUAAAUGUAGUUAAUUUUUUUGGCCUUAAAUUCUAGUGUAUUUUGGCACUAAAUAUCACAUUAGAUUAAAUAAAAUGAAAAUUAUAAAAGGAAGUGAAUUGAAUAAAAAGUCUGUAUUUCACACGAUCACACAACUUAGCUGUAAUAGUUGUAGCGUUAGUUAUUGCAAAACAUUUAGUAAAAGGUUUUUUUUUUUUGAUAAAAAGAAGAAAAAGUUUUCUUUUAUAAAGUGCAACGAAAGGUCUUAAAAAUCUUCUUUUUAUUAGGUAUUAUUUUCUCGAAAUAAAAUUGUUAUUAAAUAUUGAAGAAAAAAAAAUUAAAAUUAAUGUUAAAUGUUCGGGCUGAGAGAAUGAAUUUAUUGAAAAAAAUGAAGAUUAAAAAAAACAAGAGGAAUUAAAUGUUUAUAUAUUAAAUGUUUUAGAGAAUUAAACAAAGAAAAAAAAUAUGAAAAUUUUAAUUUGGAAAUUUAUUGGUAAAAUUCCUGUUUAUAUUUAGAAAAAAAUUGAAAAAAAAAUUGAUAAAACAAUCGAGCUUAUACAGAAAGCAUGAACCUUGGGGUAACUUGUUGCGCUUCUAUACUUCUUUAUAUCAUUUUAACAAAAAUAGGGAAAAAUAACUAAAUACUAUAAAAUUCUCAAAAUCAUUCUCAUGGGCUUUUCUUUUUAUAAAGAAAAAAAUAAGGGAAACUUUUUUUUAAAAUAUUUCUUUCUCUGUGCCAUGCAAAUCUUGCAUUUCAAUGUGGGCUCUAUAGGAAAAAAAAUCAAUCUAUGCUAUUCAUAAUAAUCUCUCUUCAUACAGCACAAUGCAAAAAAAAAGUAUUUUAACAAAGGAAAUGCAACAUAAAAAAGGAGCGUCCAUGACGAUUCUUUUGAUUUAAUUUGUGUAUCUGGAAACAAAUACUAAAGAUUCGUGUAAUAUUUUAGAAUAUAAACAUUUCUCUAUUUCCAUAAA
Molecule: messenger RNA, 4758 nt
Organism: Lutzomyia longipalpis
Lineage: Eukaryota; Metazoa; Arthropoda; Insecta; Diptera; Psychodidae
Gene: dome
Product: cytokine receptor
Exons: 11
Coding region: 271-3393 (1040 amino acids)
Molecular function (GO): protein binding
Source: RefSeq, a predicted model, not a curated record